Messenger RNA from Knipowitschia caucasica, 435 nucleotides. The record is from the annotation of a GenBank genome assembly. NCBI's taxonomy places the organism in Eukaryota, Metazoa, Chordata, Actinopteri, Gobiiformes, Gobiidae.
AUGCAGUCACACACCUCCUCCUCUCCUCCUCUCCUGGCCCUGGCACUGCUCCUCCUCCCUCACUCCUCCACGUCUCCUCUGCCCACACAUGAGCCUCCUGCCCUGGGGCUGACGCUUCUGCAGCUGCUGGACCCCAACCCGGAGCAGCAGGAGGCGCCGCCUUCCACAGAGCCAUUCUUCAGCUGGUACCCAUCAAAUCAGGACUCAAACCUGGAUUCUGUCCAAGACACGAACUCGGACCAGGACACAGACCAGUACACAGACCUCGAUGAGGACCAGGACUUGCUCCGGUCUCAGCGUGGGGAGGUGGGUCAUGACGAGGAGAACAGACUGAGUGAAGCUCUCAGUGUCGUUGCAGGAGGUCUACAGUCUGUGAGCCGAGAGAAAGGAGGCUUCGGCUUCAGGUUUGGAAGAAGAGGUCUAAGCCGGAUCUGA